Molecule: messenger RNA, 1479 nt
Organism: Molossus molossus (Pallas's mastiff bat)
Lineage: Eukaryota; Metazoa; Chordata; Mammalia; Chiroptera; Molossidae
Product: coiled-coil domain-containing protein 121-like
Exons: 1
Coding region: 1-1479 (492 amino acids)
Source: RefSeq, a predicted model, not a curated record
AUGGCGGGGAGCUGGCGGCACUGGGACCAGGACCGCAGGUGGGCAGGGGAGGGUGAACUUAGAGUGGUAGGGACCGCCCUGAAGACACAGGGACCCCGUUCUAUGGGACUGCCAGGCUAUAGAAGCACCCUGGGGUAUUGCCUCCGCCUCAGGAAAAAGGGCCUGCGUUUCAACUUGGGCACCCAGGGACCAGGGACCAGGGCCUCUGGCGACCGGAGUGCCAAAGCCGAACCGCCCAGGACCGUGGUGCCACUGAAGACCACAGCACCAUCCAGGACCAAGGCUCCGCAGAGGACAGAAGCGUCGUCCACGAUGAUGGUGCCACUCAAGAGCCCUGCUGGCAGUGGGGUACAGCUCAAGUCCACGCUGGGCAGGACUGGGCAGCACUAUGACUCGAGGACACGCUGGACCGUGCAGACUCCCUCCGAGCCCAGACUCCAGAAAUUGCGAACACUUUCUUUACAAAGCCGCCUUCUGCGUGAGUGGCAGGCCUCUACCACCACCUCCUUGGCAUCUGUCGCUCUCAGUGAGAUGUGGGAUGAAGACGUGGACUCUGGAAGCAAAUUUGUUGAGGACCUCAGUAUUCCCCCUACAUCAUGUAUUAGUUUAAUAAGUAAAUUUUUGAAGCCAGGGAAGCCAACAAAGUCAGCGAUGUGGUUUAUGGAAAAGACAAUGGAAGUGAUGAAGCUGGACAAACAAGUAAAAGAAACUCAAAUCCAGCAAAAAGCAGUACUGGAGCAAACCAGGCUGCUACUCGAUGAAAAGUUCCAUGUCCAGGCUGACACCAAAUUCAUGCUGGACCACCUGACCAACAAAACUGAAGAGUAUAGAAGGGAAAUUAACAAGCUGUGGGACAACUAUGCGCAAGAAAGUGGGGAAAUCCAACGAAGGAGACAAGAAUUAGCCUCCAAAUAUGCAAAACAAACUUCAGAGUUUCAAAAACAGCUCUUAGAGAAGGAAAAGAAGGAAUUUGAUUUGAAGCAGCAGUUAAGGGCAAUGAGGGACAUUUCGCUAGUAAAGGAGAAACAGGACAGAGAAAUGCAGACAUUACAGGAGGAGCUAAAGAAAGCCCAAGCUGAGACAACUGCAAAGGUAUAUGCCCAGUACCUCCAGGAAAAAACAUUACUGACGAAGCAACUGAGUGAGCCAGACGUAAGCCAAUUGAGAAAGAGCGAAAGAAAGAAGCUGAAAAAGAAGGCCCAUGCCUUGGAGGUGGCAGCAGAGAAGCUUGCUUUUCAGUGUUGCCGUGACCUUCUCACAGAGAACCAGGAGUUACAGAGGAAGUUAGUGCAGCAGUCCCAGCAGUGCCAGGAGGUACAGGCCACCCAAAGCUUCUUACAAAAACAGAAGCAGCAGCUGCAACGGGAACAGUGGUAUACUGAGUGCUUAAUCCGAGGGAGGCGACAACUGCAACAGAGAACUCCAAAGACGGAAAGAACCCCUUCCCUAAGCACCAAAUCAAGGCUUAAUCCACAGUAA